Messenger RNA from Ziziphus jujuba (common jujube), 4825 nucleotides. Its product is annotated as DNA topoisomerase 2. The transcript is spliced from 19 exons. Bases 123 to 4586 code for a protein of 1487 amino acids. Gene Ontology annotation, biological process: DNA topological change; sister chromatid segregation; resolution of meiotic recombination intermediates. The record is from RefSeq and is a predicted model, not a curated record. Gene Ontology annotation, cellular component: nucleus. Gene Ontology annotation, molecular function: ATP binding; DNA topoisomerase type II (double strand cut, ATP-hydrolyzing) activity; DNA binding. NCBI's taxonomy places the organism in Eukaryota, Viridiplantae, Streptophyta, Magnoliopsida, Rosales, Rhamnaceae.
GCUCUCUCUCUUUUUUGUCAGUUUCUCUCUGAAACAAAAACCCUCACUUUUCCUCUCUCCAAAACCGAGCGACCAAGAAACCGAAACGACUCGUUUCGUUCGAAGAAUCGCCAAGGAUUACCAUGGCCGUCGACAAGAAACGUCCGCUGCAGAGCAGCAACAACGUCAACAUGGCCCCACCACCACUGGCCACCACCGGAGGAGGAAAUGGACCAGCCAAAACCAUCGAGGAAAUGUACCAGAAGAAGAGCCAGCUGGAGCAUAUCCUGCUCCGACCCGAUACCUACAUCGGAUCCAUCGAGAAACACACCCAGACUCUCUGGGUCUACCAAAACGACGAGAUGGUCCACCGUUCCGUCACCUACGUCCCUGGUCUCUACAAGAUCUUCGACGAGAUCUUGGUCAACGCCGCCGAUAACAAGCAGAGAGAUCCUUCUAUGGACUCCCUCAAGGUCAUCAUCGACGUGGAGCAGAACUGUAUCAGCGUCUACAACAAUGGUGAUGGGGUUCCGGUGGAGAUCCACCAGGAGGAAAAGGUUUAUGUCCCGGAGUUGAUCUUCGGGCACCUUUUGACGAGUAGUAAUUACGAUGAUACGGUAAAGAAAACUACUGGUGGAAGGAAUGGGUACGGUGCGAAGCUCACGAAUAUUUUCUCGACGGAGUUUCUGAUCGAGACCGCUGAUGGAAAGCGCCAGAAGAAGUAUAAGCAGGUGUUCUCUGAUAACAUGGGGAAGAAAUCGGAGCCGGUGAUCACCAAGUGCAAGGAGGGUGAGAACUGGACCAAAGUGACGUUUAAGCCUGAUUUAGGGAAAUUUAACAUGACCCACCUUGAAGAUGAUGUGGUUGCUCUGAUGAAGAAGAGAGUGAUUGACAUGGCUGGAUGUCUUGGAAAGACUGUGAAGGUCGAACUGAAUGGACGUCGAGUGCCUGUUAAGACAUUUCUUGACUAUGUUGACCUUUACUUACAGUCUGCUCGUAAAUCUAGAGAUGUUACUCUCCCAAGGAUUACAGAGAGGGUUAAUGACAGAUGGGAGAUUUGUGUAAGUCUUAGUGAUGGGCAGUUUCAACAGGUUAGCUUUGUAAAUUCGAUUGCCACAAUUAAAGGUGGCACACAUGUUGACUACAUUACAAAUCAGAUCACAAACCAUGUUAUGAAUGUUGUGAAUAAGAAGAACAAGAAUGCCAACGUCAAAGCUCAUAAUGUGAAGAACUAUCUUUGGGUUUUUGUCAGUGCCCUUAUUGACAACCCUGCUUUUGAUUCUCAAACUAAAGAAACUCUGACUAUUCGCCCAAGCAGUUUUGGUUCGAAAUGUGAACUUCCACCAGAAUUCUUAAAGAAAGUUGCAAAGUCUGGAAUCGUGGAUAGUCUUCUAUCAUGGGCGAAUUUCAAGAAUAAUAAGGAUCUAAAGAAGACAGAUGGAACAAAAACAGAGAGGGUGCAUAAUAUCAAUAAGCUUGAGGAUGCCAAUGAAGCUGGGGGGAGGAAUUCUGAUAAAUGCACCUUGAUAUUGACAGAAGGAGAUUCAGCCAAGGCUCUUGCAAUGGCAGGGCUUUCUGUUGUGGGUCGAGACCGUUAUGGUGUUUUCCCAUUAAGAGGUAAAUUGCUCAAUGUAAGAGAAGCCAGCUCUAAUCAGGUAAGGGACAACGAGGAAAUCAAGAACAUCAAGAGAAUACUGGGGCUGCAGCAAGAUAAGGAAUACACCAACGUCAAGUCUUUGAGAUAUGGUCAUCUGAUGAUAAUGACCGAUCAGGAUCAUGAUGGGUCCCAUAUCAAGGGUCUGUUGAUCAAUUUCAUUCAUUCUUUCUGGCCAUCUCUACUAAAGGUUCCAUCCUUCUUAGUUGAGUUUAUAACACCUAUUGUGAAGGCAACUCACAAGAAUGGGAAAGAACUAGCAUUUUAUACCAUGCCACAGUAUGAGUCAUGGAGGGAAAGUUUGAGAGGAAAUGCUAGUGGAUGGUCCAUCAAGUACUAUAAGGGGUUGGGAACAAGCACAUCAAAGGAAGGAAGGGAGUAUUUCCAGAGUCUGGAUAAGCACAGGAAAGAUUUUCUUUGGGUAGAUGACCAGGAUGGGGCAGCAAUUGAGCUUGCAUUCAGUAAGAAGAAGAUAGAAGAGAGGAAAAAUUGGCUUCGGCAAUUUGAGCCUGGAACUCACCUUGAUCAGAAGGAGAAGCUAAUAAAAUACAGUGACUUUGUUCACAAGGAACUUAUAUUGUUUUCCGUGGCGGACCUGCAAAGAUCUAUCCCUUCAAUGGUUGAUGGUCUGAAGCCUGGUCAAAGGAAGAUUCUAUUCUGUUCUUUCAAAAGGAACUUUUUUAAAGAAGCAAAGGUCGCUCAGUUUUCUGGUUAUGUAUCUGAGCAUUCAGCAUACCACCAUGGAGAGCAAAGUCUUGCCAGUACCAUUAUUGGAAUGGCCCAGGAUUAUGUGGGUAGUAAUAACAUUAACCUUCUUCAACCAAAUGGCCAGUUCGGUACUCGUAACCUGGGUGGCAAAGAUCAUGCAAGUGCUCGUUACAUAUUUACUCGACUUUCACCAAUUACAAGGUUCCUUUUCCCAAAGGAUGAUGACAAGCUUCUUGACUACUUGAAUGAGGAUGGACAAACCAUUGAACCGACUUGGUAUGUGCCAAUUAUUCCAACGGUUCUUGUCAAUGGUAGUGAAGGUAUUGGGACAGGGUGGAGUUCAUACAUUCCUAAUUAUAACCCAAGAGACAUUGUUGCAAACAUAAGGCGUUUGCUUAAUGGUCAUUCAAUGGUUCCCAUGGAUCCAUGGUAUCGAGGAUUUAAAGGAACUAUCGAGAAAACUGUAAAGGAAGCUGGAGUAAGCUACACCAUAAGUGGAAUAUUGGAGGAAGUCAAUGAGACAACAAUCAGGAUAACUGAGCUGCCAAUUCGUAAGUGGACUCAAGAUUAUAAGGAAUUUCUUGAAUCUAUCUCUCAAGGGAACGACAAGGCCAAGGAUCCUUUUAUUGAGGGUUUUACACAGCAUAGUGAUCAUAUUACUGUAGAUAUCCUUGUCCACAUGCCAGAAGAGAACCUGGUGGCAGCCAAGCAAGAGGGUUUGCUAAAGAAAUUUAAACUGACAACUACAAUAAGCACAAGCAACAUGCACCUGUUUGAUGCAAAAGGCGUGAUUAAGAAAUAUGACACUCCAGAACAAAUUCUUGAGGAAUUUUUCCACCUAAGACUUGAAUUUUAUGAGAAAAGAAAGCAAGUACUACUCGAUAACCUUGAAAUGGAGUUGUUGAAAUUGGAAAACAAGGUUAGAUUCAUCCUUGGGGUUGUAAAUGGAGAGAUCAUUGUGAGCAAUAGGAAGAGAGCUGAUCUGUUCCUUGAGCUUCAACAGAAAGGUUUCACUCCUUUUCCAAAGAAAGCUAAAUCUGUUGAGCCAGAGGUUGCUGGAGCCACUGAUUAUACAGAAGAAACAGAAGAUAAUUCAAAUCCUGAUGGAGUUCGUAUUAGUGAUUAUGAGUAUCUACUGUCAAUGGCCAUUGGAACAUUGACCCUUGAAAAGGUUCAGGCUCUAUGUGCUGAAAGGGACAAGCUUAAUGGGGAGGUUGAUGAUCUGAGAAAAGCAACUCCAAAAUCACUGUGGGAGAAAGAUCUUGAUGCUCUUGACAAGGAAUUGGAUGAGCUAGACAAAAAUGAUGCUCAAGCAGAGGAUGCAAGAAAGAAACUGAAAAGCCAACUUAACCCCGCAGCCGUCACUAAAUUUGCUAAAGCUCCCAAAAACCCUCGCAAGUAUAAUAAGAAGGCCAACAAUGCAGAAGCUGUUGUAGAAAUGAUGGAGACAACUUCUAGUUCCACAAUGGAAAUGGAGAAAGCUCCUGAGGUAGUGAAACCAAAAGGCCGAGCUGUUUCAAGGAAAGCUCCUACUAAGAAGCAGGAAAAACCUGCAGUGAUUCUGGAUGAUGACGAUGAUGAUGAUGAAGUACUCGAACUGAAAGAACGACUUGCUGCCUACAAUCUCGAGUCAUCUCCUGAUCGACCAGCAGACAUGGAAAGUGAAGCACCACAAGUUCCGGUUCAGAAGAAAGAACCUACCAAAAGGGCUGCUGCACAAAAGAAAGCCUCGGUGAAUCUAACAACAAUUUCUGAUGAUGAAGAUGAGAACUUCGAUGAAGACUUCGAGCUAGAAACAGGAGCAGCAGCCAAGAAGAAGGGAGGAAGAAAAGCUGCUGCAAAUACCAAGGCAUCCAAGCCCAAUGCAGCAGCAGCAAAGAGAGGUGCAGCUAACAAGCAGCCUCGGACAUUGGGCCAGAGGCUUGUAACUGAGAUGUUAAAGCCUGCUGAAACUAGUGGAAUUUCACCAGAGAAGAAAGUGAGGAAGAUGAGGGCUUCCCCAUUCAACAAGAAAAGCAGUUCUAUGCUUGGCAGAGUUGCUAAUGAAGAUGACGAGGCAACAGGAAGUGAAGACAUGUCAGUAUCUCCUCCACCUACAUUUGAUGAUACUGAAGAAGGAAUGGAAGUCCCGGCAACAAGAGCUAGACCCCAGAGAGCUAACCGCACGCAGGCAAGGUAUGUAGUGAGUGACUCGGAGAGUGAGGUGGGUACUGAAGAUUCUGACUUCGAUGAAAAUGAGGAAUGAGAUUUGUUUAGUUUGGUUUGAGGCUGACGGAAAAUGAUGAGAUGGGAAAUGCGUGCUUAUUUAUUUCCCUUUAUAUAGAUUUAUCAUCAUGUUGUUGCUUAACUGAUUUUAGCUGUGGAAUUUGUACUGAUUUUAGCUCAUUUCCCUUUAAACUUCUGUCUUGUGUUCUUCUGGACACCGAUUCUGUUCUUUUUUCACUCUAAUUUUAUGAAACAAGAAUUCUUAAUUGGCAUCACAAA